This is a messenger RNA of Myotis brandtii (Brandt's bat), 2169 nucleotides long. RefSeq names its product Fc fragment of IgM receptor (gene FCMR). Gene Ontology annotation, cellular component: plasma membrane. The transcript has 7 exons. The coding region runs from base 129 to 1298 and encodes 389 amino acids. Lineage: Eukaryota; Metazoa; Chordata; Mammalia; Chiroptera; Vespertilionidae. The record is from RefSeq and is a predicted model, not a curated record. Gene Ontology annotation, molecular function: transmembrane signaling receptor activity.
AAGUCUUCAUCCCCACAUGGGCCAGAAAUCUCUUUCAAACCCCAGAUUGUGACAGUUCCUGGGUGAGCAGUGGAUCUUUGUCCCCCUCUCCUGAGGCUCUUGAAUGGGACCUUGUCCUGGAAGGAGCCAUGGACCUCUGGCUUUGGUUAAUUUACUUCCUGCCCACAGUAUCUGGAGCCCUGGUGCUCCCAGAAGUCAAGCUGGAGGGGAUGCUGGGCGGAUCUAUUACCAUUGAGUGCCCGCUUCCUGAAACGUAUACGAGAGUGUAUCUCUGCCGCGAGAUAGACAAAUCUCAAGCGUGUUUCACCGUGGUGUCCAACAAGCGCUUUGUCAGGAAGGAAUACAAGCAACGCAUCACCCUGAAGCUGUGUCCAGACCAGAACCUGUUUCUAGUGAAGGUGACAGAGCUGACCCAGAGUGACAGCGGAGUCUAUGCCUGUGGGACAGGCACGCACACAGACCGGGGCAAGACCCAGAAAGUCACCCUGGAUGUCCACAGUGGCUUCCAGCUCCUCCCAGAGCCCACCAGUGCAUUCCUCAUGCCUCCAGCAGAGUAUGACCCCUUCUGGGAAGAGGAGCCGUUUCCACCAUGGUCUCGGAGAGUUCCACCCAUGGAGAUGCUCCCUUGGUUCCAGAAACCUGUACUUGUCAGUUCCCUCGAAGUCCUUCCCCAAGUAACCUCACCGGCUCCAAGGACAGAGACCCCUCCAGCACACCACCCCUCCCCCACCACCCCAGUCACCCACCGCCCUCGAGUUUCCAGGUCAUCGGCAGUGGUGGCGGCCAAGCCCACAACCCGCCAGCCAUCCACCACAAGCUCAAAGACCUCAGCACCGGAGAGGCUGCUCAGGCCCCAGACAGCCAGCUACAACCAGCACACCAGGCUUCACAGGCAGAGAGCCUCCCACCACGGCCCGGCGUCCCGAAUGGAAGACCAGGGGUUUCACCUCCUGAUCCCCACCUUCCUGAGCCUCAUCCUGCUGACCCUUCUGGGGCUGCUGGUGACCCGGAUCAUUCAAAGGAAGAAAGGUGAGCGGUCGGGCUGGAGAGGAAGGGAGAGGGACGAAACAUCGACCAACUGCCUCCUGUACACCCCCUACUGGGAUGUGCCCACAACCAAGGUGUCGGAAGCUCCCUGGCCCCACGUGCCGUCUCUGAAGACCAGCUGUGAAUAUAUGAGCGUUUACCACCAGCCUGCCGCCAUGAUGGAGGAUGCUGAUUCAGACGAAUACGUCAAUAUCUACUGCCUGACUCACCCCUCCAGCUGUCCCCCUGGGCCCAGGCCUCUGCGCCAAUGAGUCUGGUUUGUCUGCUGGUUUCCAACACCCGCUUCGUCUGCUUUUAGAGCCCCUCGUGACGUCCCACAUCCCACCUUCCAUCCUAUCUCUGCCUCAUUGCCCUGAGCAUAGCUAGCUCAGUUCCCAUGGCUCUUCUGCACACCUUUGCAAACCCCUGUGGCCUUCGGGUGGCUUCUGGCCAUGCAGGGCAUUUGUCCCGAUGCCACCUGCUUCCCGUUCAAGCCCUGUAACAGGCUGUGGGAUUUUCAGACUCUCUUUGACCACAGGGUUUUUGCUGCCUCAGCUCUAGACCAUGUGGCAUCGGGCUGGAGCACAGGCAUAGCUGUUGCUUCUGGAACCCUUCCCAGGCCGGGGCCUCAUACCAGUAGAAGAUCCCUGGACUGUAACGUGAGGUCAUGCCUCAGCCCUGUGAGCUAGGAAGGGGCCUGGUAUGAAACGGCCCUGGCAACAUCUUGCCCUGGUCUUAAGGGUGGCACUUACUAGUGAGCUUUACUCAUCCUGUGUCCCAUGACAGGGUAAUUAAUUUUGAUGUGAUGAAGGAUUCUAAAUUUUCAGAACCAUAUAUAGUUCCCUGUGUCCCUAAAUCUUCUUUAAGUCUCCCUUCCUUGAUGCUCAUAAGGAUCCUAACCCUAGCAUUUCCCCUCUUUUAAAUAUAGUUUUUGUCACUUCUAGAGGACUUAAAGGGAGAGAUUGACAACAAUGCAGUCAUAGUAGGAGACUUUAACACGGCUGACGUCACUGGAUAGAUCUUCCAGACAAAAAAUUAACAAAGGAAACAGUCACUCUAAAGGACACACAGGCCCUGACCGGUUUGGCUCAGUGGAUAGAGCGUCGGCCUCCGGACUGAAGGGUCCUGGGUUGAUUCCAGUCA